Molecule: messenger RNA, 637 nt
Organism: Tetranychus urticae (two-spotted spider mite)
Lineage: Eukaryota; Metazoa; Arthropoda; Arachnida; Trombidiformes; Tetranychidae
Source: RefSeq, a predicted model, not a curated record
AAGAAGCAUCACUCUUCAUCUGUUUAGAUUCAUCUUCAUGUGUUCAACUUACAGUUAAAUUCAAACAACCAACAAUGUUGAUACCUCAGCAAAUAAGCAUCAUAACUGUUCUGUUUUUAGCCCAUUGUACUUUGAUAGUUCGGUCUGUUUCGUUAACACGAUCUGUAUCAUCAGAAUCAAGUUCAUCAAAUGUUAAUAAAACAGAUAAAUUUGUUACUUUGGUUGAUUCAAAGGCCAAAAAUACCGAUUCAUCUCAACUCAGUGAAGCCCGAUCGUUACGUUCAUUUUCAUCAAAACGUGAAGUUCGCAAUGCCAUAGAGCAGUGGAAGUUUGGACUUUCGAUGUUGUUUUAUGGUCCGUGGAUAUUAUUGCGUUUAUUGCCCCCAGUACAGAUCAUUGAAGAGGUUCUUAAGUAUAAUCGACCGGAGCUAGAUGCGAUCGACUACUUUAAUUCACGUUUGAGGAUGUAUUUGGAAAACAGAAAUAAAAAUUGUGUGAUCUGUAGAUAAUAACACGAUCGAAAUGAAAUUUACUCAAUGAGACUAUUUUUCUUCUGAUGCCAAUCAAAAUCAAUCAAUUUUCUCAGUGCUAUUGUGCAGUCGAAAUACAAGACUGACCACUAUUGAAAUGUAAUAAU